Molecule: messenger RNA, 1333 nt
Organism: Coffea arabica (coffee)
Lineage: Eukaryota; Viridiplantae; Streptophyta; Magnoliopsida; Gentianales; Rubiaceae
Source: RefSeq, a predicted model, not a curated record
UCCGGAAAGGAAAGUAAAUAUGGAGAAAACUAAUCUCCUCUUCCUUGUAGCCUCGGUUGCAAGCCUGAGCACAGCUUCCUCGAGUACCACUAGCGUUCUUGCCCACAACAACACCCUUGAUCAUGAUCUAGAUGCUCUUCUUGCCUUCAAGUCUACCAUUUCCGACCCCCAAAACUUCCUUCCAAUCAAUUGGUCCACUUCUACCUCUGUUUGCAACUGGAUAGGAAUCACUUGUAACAGACGCCAUCAAAGAGUCGCUGCCAUACAUCUUCCUAAAAUGGGCUUAGUUGGAAACAUACCUCCACAGUUGGGGAAUCUCUCUUUCUUAGUCUGGCUGAACCUUCAAAACAAUAGCUUCCAUGGAAAUCUUCCAACUCAGCUGGUUCAUUUGCGUCGACUCAAGUACAUCAACUUGGCAUUCAACGGCUUUGAUGGCGAAUUUCCAUCAUGGUUGGGAGCUUUAUCUCGACUUCGUUUUCUUUCGUUGCAUAGUAACAGAAUUUCAGGUUCAUUGCCACCAACGCUCUCUAAUGCAACAAUGUUAGAGACCAUCAGGUUGGGUCGGAACCUCAUAACUGGAAAUCUGCCUCAAGACUGGAGUGCUUUACAGAACUUGGAGGCCCUUGACAUGGGACAUAAUAAACUUGGAGGCCCUUUGCCUCAGUCUUUAUUUAACCUCUCCUCAUUGCAGAUAUUAAUUUUUACGAAUAAUACUUUAUCCGGUUACCUUCCGGCUAGUAUCUGCCAUCAUCUACCACGACUCCAAGGGCUUUAUUUGUCACGGAACGAGUUUAGCGGCGCGGUUCUGGCUGGUAUUGGAGGUUGUCCAAGGCUUCAAAUCUUGUCCUUGUCAUACAAUAAUCUGGCAGGAAAUAUGCCACGACAGAUUUGGAAUCUAACUACACUAAGGGUGUUGUAUCUAGGCGGAAACGAUAUUCAAGGUCAAAUCCCAGCAGAUAUUGGCAAUCUUACUAAUUUGCAGCGGCUAGGCAUAGAGUUUGCUAAUCUGACAGGUGUUAUACCUCGUGGGAUCGGUGACCUUUACGAGUUGGAGGAAUUACACUUAGGCGAAAAUAGGUUAACAGAUCCUGUCCCACAGAAGCUAUUCAACAUUUCAACUCUUAGACUACUAUCCAUAGAACUUAAUGAUUUUUCAAGCAUUCUUCCUUCCACUUUAGGUGUUACUUUACCCAACCUUGAGGUGCUUCUUCUUGGGGGCAACAAAUUCACCGGAAUUAUAUUGCCAACUCUCUCCAAUGCCUCUAAAUUGAAGACUCUAGACCUGACAAGGAAUAAAUUUGUUGGUGAAAUUCCUGAUUCUCUUGGUAUUUGA